AUGAAUGGAAGUGAAUUCGAAGAACUCAAAAAUGGUCCUAAAACAGGGGAUAACAGUGACUGUAGUAAUAAGGAUAACUGCAUUGCUCAAAGAGGCGUUUGCAGGAAUUCGACAGCCUUCUAUUCUGUUAGAUGGAUUCCAAGAUUAGAUCCAUUAUUUUCAACUGGAAGCUUUACCUACUUUUUACAACCAGUUGGUGAUGUAAAUGGUAUACAUGCUGUAGCUAGUAUGAACGAGACAUUCAAACUUCUGAUUAAAGAAAUAGAAUUGCGCUUUCCUGUAGUGGAUAAACGGCUAGAAUAUAUUUGCUACAAGAAAGUUAAACUUCAAAAGGCAGAAGAAUGGCAGAUUGUGGACGAUAAUUACAUCAAGGAUACCAACCAUCAAAAUUUCACCCAUCUCUUCACUUUCCAUAUUAUGCCAGUAAAGGCGAUGCGUCAAAGCUUCCAGGAUAUUUAUGGAAAUUGUGAUAAGCAUCCAGAAAAUCCGGGUUGUGAUAAGGAUGCAAGCAUGCAGAAAUGUGACAGAAUAUUCAUUCGAUUCGACAAAGAAUACUUCAGAAUGCUUGUUCCUGUGCAAACUAGUACAACGACUCAAUCUACGAAAGGAGAAAGCACUACAGGGGAAGAAACAGAUGAUUAUGAAGUGACUACAAGAAGGGGCUUCACAAAAUAUCCAAAGACUUCAGAAUUGGGAACGUUUGCUAUUGUUUUAAUUACUCUUGGAAUUUUGAUAUGUAUUACAAUAUUCAUCGGCAUUCUAAUAUUCUUCGUGUUUUGUGUGUUCUGUGGCAAGGAUGAAAAGAAAAAUAAGCCAAAUGAAGAAGAACAGUCUCCUUAUUCACCUAUUACAGAAACUAAUAAAGACUUUGCUAUUGGAGAGAAAGGAGUUCAUUCAAAGGGAGAUUCGAAGAAUUCAAAGGGAGAGUCUUCUACAGUUGUUGAAACACAAAUUGACCCUACAGAAUCGUUGAAUAAUCCAUCUACUGUUGUUGGUACACAAUUAGAUUUUGAUGUUAAAGCUGGUGCUGAAGUUCCCGAUAGUAUUAUGUAUUAGAAGGAUGUAAAGGAAUAAAUAUAUUUUUUGAUAGAAGACUUUUUUGUGAUAUUAGUGGAUUUUGUAUCAAUUAUUCUAGGUGUUAUUAAAGUAUGCUUUUUAUUAUUUCAAUGUGAAUCUGUUUCUUUUUUUAUUUUAUUUACCGUAUUAUCUCUAAUAGAAUGGC
Molecule: messenger RNA, 1222 nt
Organism: Meloidogyne enterolobii
Lineage: Eukaryota; Metazoa; Nematoda; Chromadorea; Rhabditida; Meloidogynidae
Source: the annotation of a GenBank genome assembly